This is a messenger RNA of Trichogramma pretiosum, 2506 nucleotides long. RefSeq lists its product as uncharacterized. NCBI's taxonomy places the organism in Eukaryota, Metazoa, Arthropoda, Insecta, Hymenoptera, Trichogrammatidae. The transcript is spliced from 2 exons. The coding region runs from base 573 to 2033 and encodes 486 amino acids. The record is from RefSeq and is a predicted model, not a curated record.
UCUGCCGACGAGACGCCCGACUCGACUCGCUGCCUGCUCAGUUUGUGUCGAGCUGCAUCGAGCGUCGGUCGGAUGUGCGUGCCGUUACGAACGCGUGUCGUUCCUUACUACAGCAGCAGCAGCAGCAGCAGCAGCAGCAGCUCAUCGACGCGACACACGCACUCGCAUACAUAUUCGCCAUGUAAUAACAUGCGGCUCCGACCACUAUCUCGCCUCUGAUUCAGCACACCGUACGCACGUCGGUGUUUACCUCUAUCAAUAAGAAAACCUCUGUGACAGUGUGUACGCGUGUUCUGUGCCCUCCAAGCCAACAACCCGAGCAAGCCGUUCUAUAUCCCCCUCUGUAAUACGUGUUCAGUGUUGUUCGAUGCACGCACUUUCAUCGAGCGCCCAGUGAAUUUGCUACAUUUGUUUCGUGUGCACCUGCGGCAUUCGGGCAAAUUUGCUCCUUGUUAAUUAAGUGAUCUACCACGAGGCCAGCCCUAAAAUAUCUUGUGUCGUUCGGUGUGGCGGUUCUCGUACCAGACAGUGAAAGACAGAAAAUUGAGAAUCGUCGUCGACCAGACGCUAGAAUGGUCGUUGCUCAAUGCCUCCAGACCAACCGUUGUACGGAUACUUCCAACUCCAAAUUGUGCAGUAGUUGUGAGAUGAUGGGUCUGCAGGCCACUUCAGGAAAACGCAAAUUAGAUGGAGGUGUUGGUUGUAUGGAUUUCGACAUGGAUUUGGCUGAAAAUCCAACAAAACUCAGCCGCAUGGAAAAUAAUUGGUGGUCGAUAGACGACAAUUUUAGCAGUUUAAACUCGUCGAGUUCGACUUUUUAUGAUUUGGACAUAAUUUCGACGAGCUGUGAAUCAUUGGUCUCGUCAGCAAGUAGCAAUUCUUGCAACCUCACAACAUCUUCCACGACGACAACGACGAGCAUCACCUCUACGCAGUCGUCGAGCUCGAAUUCUGCGCAACCAACACAUCACAAUCAUAACAAUCAGCAACAAACGUCGCCCCAGCAGCAGCAGCAGCAGCAGCAGCAACAGCAACAACAACAACAACAACAGCAGCAGCAGCAGCAGCAGCAGCAGCAACAUCAUCACCACCAUCACAAUCAUCACCAUAAUCAACAUCAACAGCAACAUUACUACCAGCGUCCGACUUACAUUCAACAGCAACAAAUGAUGCAACAUGCAAGGCUAAUGCAACAGCAGCAGCAUCAACAACAGCAACAACAGCAACAACAACAACAGCAACAGCAGUUGCAGCAACAAAUGCAUUGGCAGUACGAUGCACCGACGAUACGUAGAGAAGAAAACGGCAAAAGUUACCUCGAGCUCGGUUCGAGUUCGUACCGAGGUAACAGCAGCAACGGGCACACGAUAUUUGGCAACGGAGAUGACUCGGUCGUUUCAAUGUCAAACAGCGAACGUUGCUGCGACGGUUCGCGAAGCAGUUGGUGCAGGACAGGUAAAACGUGUUACAAGCAGCGCAGGAUAGCUGUACUCAACAUCUCGAUGUGUAAGCUCGCGAGGUAUCGACAGUUCCCGGACCCUUCGCUGCAUCGAUCCGUCCUCAUCUGCAACACGCUGCGGACCCUCGAGCGGGAGAUCGAGGAAGACGCAGUGGCACAAGCGACAUCGGAGCCUGCCACGACCAAUCCACCUAUGAUGCACCAGCCUCUAGCCCAGAUGCAGUCGCUCGAGCAAGGUCGUCUCACACCGUUCCCACCGAUGACGAGUUCUUUGCCCGAGACGGACGUGGACUCUGGACUUGGCGACAGUGACGAUAGCCGCUCAAUUAACUGGGGUAGCGUGCUCUCGCUUUCUAGCCAGUCGCCUCUCGAUCCGCUCAACAACAACGACCUUCUAGGUGGUGACAUUGUUCCAGAUCUCGACCUCGACUUCAUGCCUAACUGGAAGCCUCUUAGUUCGAGUCAAACGACCAGUAGUUGCUCCGCGUCGGAGGAGUCACAUCAACAGCAGCAGCAUUCCGUUUGUAGCGGCAGCAGCAUUAACGAGCCACUCAUGAGCGCUGUCAGUACAUAGCCUCAGACCAUUUUAACGUCGCUCAGUCAUCUUAUCGACUUUUACCCGCUGGGAUAAGCGGUAUCGGGAUUCGAGGAUGCCUUUGCGAAAUCUUAACGUGUCUUGGCAUCCCGAGCCCAGAAAGCGCGCAAUAAGCUGCUCUUGCGUAACUGAGGGAGUCGCAUUCUCUCAGGAGCAGCAUAGUCGACGACCGUCCAGAGACAAUCGCCGCGACGACGCUCUUCCGUUGGCCAUCCGACUUCCAAAUAUCUACUUCUUCUCUGAAGGUUGUGAACCUCUCACGAAAGCGCAUGAACCCACUGCUCAUAUCGAUUCACAGGGUUUUUUCUUUAAUUUUAAUCAAAGAAGCAUCUGCGCGUUGCGUCUUGUAACUGCAAUAAACCAAAUAUUAUACGAGCAGUGGGAAUCGCGACCUCAAGGCUCCAGGCCCAAUGAUACUCCCGAUUCUCAUGAGUAGUUGACGCACUAGAUUU